Molecule: messenger RNA, 972 nt
Organism: Sinocyclocheilus grahami
Lineage: Eukaryota; Metazoa; Chordata; Actinopteri; Cypriniformes; Cyprinidae
Gene: taar10
Product: trace amine-associated receptor 10
Exons: 2
Coding region: 1-972 (323 amino acids)
Biological process (GO): G protein-coupled receptor signaling pathway
Cellular component (GO): membrane
Molecular function (GO): trace-amine receptor activity
Source: RefSeq, a predicted model, not a curated record
AUGGACCUAAACAACUCAUCCUGGACUAGGACUGACCGUGGGCCUGUUCUCUGUUUUGGGUCGUCCAACAACUCCUGUGAGAGAUUCAUCUACCCGUCAGAGAUUCAAAUAUUGCUUUAUUUGUUCUUCAGUGCCAUAGCGCUUACCACAGUAUGUGGAAACCUGCUGGUCAUCAUCGCCAUCAUUCAUUUCAAGCAGCUGCACACACCAACAAACUACCUCAUCCUGUCUCUGGCCGUGGCCGACCUGCUCAUCGGAGGUUUUGUAAUGCCUCCCAGCAUGCUGCGCUCUGUUGAGACUUGCUGGUACUUGGGAGACAUGUUCUAUCGCUAUUAUGCCGUAUGUCACCCGCUUCAGUACCAGAAUAAAAUCACACCUCCCAUUUCUCUCAUUAUGAUUUCCCUAAGCUGGGGUCUGGCUGCCUUUGUUGGAUUUUCUAUGGUGUUUCUACAACUCAACAUUUUGGGUGGUGAGGAGUUUUAUUUCGAUAAUGUAGCCUGUAAAGGAGCUUGUAUCAUCUUUCAAACCGCAGCAGCCAGCACCAUUUCCUCGUUUCUUGCUUUCGGCCUUCCCACAAUAAUUGCUGUCAGUAUUUAUCUAAAAAUUCUGCUUGUUGCACGAAGACAAUCAAAAUCUAUACAGCAUUCAGCACACUUGGGCAAGAAAAACUGUGUAUCUAUAAACAAAACCGAGGGGAAGGCCACAAAAACGCUGGCUAUCAUCAUGGGGGUUUUUAUUGUCAGCGUCUCACCCUUUUUCUUCUGUAAUCUAGUAGAUCCGUUUGUUGAAUACACAAUACCACCGACCAUAUUUGAUGUAUUUUUGUGGAUUGGAUAUUUGAAUUCUCUGUGUAACCCUUUUGUGUAUGCAUUCUUUUAUAGAUGGUUUAGAAAAGCUCUGAGAAUCAUUCUUUUGGCUAAAAUAUUUCAGGUUAACUCUUCACAAACUAACUUGAUGGAAAGACGUGAUUAG